CUCCUGCAAACACGGGCUGGGACAGCUCUGCUCUGCUGUGGCUCUGACCGAGGCUCCUUUCCCUGGCUGGAUAAACUCUCUCUCCAGGCUAUCUCUCUGUUUCUCUGAGCCCAGGCAGCAGCCUCGCCCUGGGGGUGCAGUCAUAGGAAGUUGUGGAGCCGCGUGGGGUUGGGUUUCAGGAUGGACCAGGCUGUAGUAGGCUUGGAUCUGGGAAACUGGGUCAUCGUCCGGCUCUACUGAGGGGGCUAGUGAGCGAUGCCUGUUUGGACCUGGAGUGAUGGGGUGCACCACCAGUGUGGUUGUGUUUGACGGACUGCGUACAGUCUUAGAGAGGAACUGUGGGUACAUCUGCAAAAGUGGUGCAGCCGAGCCCGUUGGGCAGACUGAGGCUGAACAAGCAGCAUGCAGCCGGAGAGAGUCCCGGGUCCCAUGGCCAACACCGAGAGUACUGAAGGUGAAGCCCAAGGUGAUCGAGCCGCUGGACUAUGAGAGUGUGCUGGUCCAGAGGAAGACCCAGAUCCUCAGUGAUGUCCUCCGGGACAUGCUACAGUUCCCCCUGGAGGACUUCCUGAUUGCGACUCAGAGACGCCAAGGAAGAACUCUCUACCCCACAGUGCCUGAGAAUGCCGAGAAGGAGGCGCAGAGUCUGUUUGUCCAAGAGUGCAUCAAGACCUACAACUCUGACUGGCAUGUUGUUAAUUACAAGUAUGAGGACUACUCCGGGGACUUUCGACAGCUUCCAAACAAAGUGUCCAGACCAGACAAACUGGCUGUCCAUGUUUUUGAGGUGGAUGAAGAUGUCGAUAAAGAUGAAGACACAGCCUCUCUAGGUUCCCAGAAAGGAGGGAUCACCAAGCAUGGCUGGCUGUACAAAGGCAACAUGAACAGUGCCAUCAGUGUCACCAUGAGGUCUUUCAAGAGGAGGUAUUUCCAUCUAACCCAGCUGGGUGAUGGCUCUUACAACCUCAACUUCUACAAGGAUGAGAAGAUCUCCAAAGAACCCAAAGGAACCAUCUUCCUGGACUCCUGUAUGGGAGUUGUUCAGAAUAACAAGGUGCGGCGUUUUGCCUUUGAGCUAAAGAUGCAGGACAAGAGCACGUACCUGCUGGCUGCAGACAGUGAGGGAGAGAUGGAGGACUGGAUCAGCACUCUCAACAAGAUCCUCCACAGCAGCUUCGAGAUCGCCAUGCAGGAGAAGAGGAACGGGGACAUCCACGAUGAUGACGAGUUGGGAAAGGCAGACAGUUCGUUGGGGAGUAUGGACAGCUUUCAGAGUGCAAGAGAUAUUGAAUCUAAAAUGAGGAACGAGACCAGAUUGAAACUGUUCACCUUGGACCCUGACACACAGAAACUUGACUUCUCAGGGAUUGAGCCUGAUAUAAAGCAGUUUGAGGAGAAGUUUGGCAAGCGCAUUUUGGUGAAUUGCAAUGACCUGGCCUUCAACCUGCAAAGCUGUGUAGCGGAGAACGAGCUGGGACCAACAACAAACGUGGAGCCAUUCUAUGUGACCCUGUCGCUGUUCGACAUCCAGAACAGCAGGAAGAUCUCGUCAGACUUCUACGUGGACCUGAAUCACCCGUCCGUCAGACAACUGGUGCCCAACCCCAGCAGCCAGUACAUUAACGGGGGAGGGGACGCUCUGCCGGGGGCGCAGAGGGGGGUCCACGGCCUGCCUGAGGGGGCCAUGCAGUACCCCAGACAGGGAGUGUUCUCUGUAACUUGUCCACACCCAGAUAUCUUCCUGGUGGCUCGCAUUGAGAAGGUCCUCCAGGGGGGAAUCACCCACUGUGCUGAGCCCUACAUGAAGAGCUCAGACUCCACCAAGGUGGCACAGAAGGUCCUGAAAAAUGCCAAAUUGGCCUGCAGCCGGUUGGGCCAGUACAGGAUGCCUUUUGCAUGGGCCGCCAGGCCUCUGUUCAAAGAUGCAUCGGGGACGCUGGAUAAAAGUGCUCGUUUCUCCGCCAUCUACAGACAGGACAGCAACAAGCUGUCCAAUGACGACAUGUUCAAACUGCUGGCUGACUUCAGAAAGCCAGAGAAGAUGGCCAAGCUCCCUGUAAUCUUAGGAAACCUAGACGUUACCAUUGACAAUGUUGCCCCUGACUUGACAAAUUGUGUUACCUCAUCCUACAUUCCUGUGAAGACUUUUGAGAGCAGUGAGAAGACGAACAUCUUCUUUGAAGUGGAGGAGUUUGUUCCCUGCAUAGCCAAGUGCUCCCAGCCGUUCACCAUCUACAACAAUCACCUCUACGUCUACCCCAGGCAUCUGAAGUACGACAGCCAAAAAUCCUUCACAAAGGCUAGAAACAUAGCUGUCUGCAUUGAGUUCAAGGAUUCGGAUGAGGAGGAUGCUGUUUCGCUCAAGUGCAUCUAUGGUCGACCAGGAGGACCCCUGUUUACCAAAAAUGCAUUUGCUGCAGUAUUACAUCACCAGCAUAGCCCAGAGUUUUAUGAUGAGUUUAAGAUAGAGCUGCCCACCCAGCUAAAUGAGAAGCACCAUCUGCUGUUCACCUUCUUCCACGUCAGCUGUGACAGCAACAGCAAGGCCAGUACCAAGAAGAGAGAUGUGGUGGAGACACAAGUCGGUUACGCCUGGCUGCCUCUGCUGAAGGAUGGCAGGGUGAUCAUGAAUGAGAGUCACGUCCCCGUGGCUGCCAACCUGACCGCUGGCUACCUCAGCUGUCAGGAGGGUGUCAGCAAGCAGCAUCCUGAAAUCAAAUGGGUGGAUGGAGGCAAGCCUUUGUUCAAGGUGUCCACUCACCUUGUCUCCACCGUGUAUACUCAGGAUCAACAUUUGCACAAUUUCUUUGCCCACUGUCAGAGCACAGAGUCUGCAGCUCAGGUGGCGGGAGGAGAGCUGGUCAAGUAUCUGAAGAGUCUUCAUGCUAUGGAAAGUCACGUGAUGGUUAAGUUCCUGCCCACCACUCUCAACCAGCUGUUCCGGGUGUUGACAAUUGCCACCCUUGAGGAGGUGGUCGUCAACGUCACCAGAGUCAUGAUUCACAUUGUUGCCCAGUGCCACGAAGAGGGGUUGGAACACUAUCUACGAUCAUAUGUCAAGUAUGUGUUUAAGACCGAGCCACACACAGCAACCACCACGAGAACAGUGCAUGAGGAGCUGGCCAAAGCCAUGACUGCAAUUCUAAAGCCUUCCACAGACUUCCUCACCAGCAACAAGCUGCUCAAGUACUCCUGGUAUUUCUUCGAAGCCUUAGUAAAGUCCAUGGCCCAAUACUUGAUUGAGAGCAGUAAAGUCAAGCUGUCCAGGAACCAGCGUUUCUCGGCCGGCUUCCACCACACGGUGGAAACCCUGGUCAACAUGAUGAUGCCCCACAUCACCCAGAAGUACAAGGACAACCUGGACGCAGCCCGGAACGCCAACCACAGCCUGGCUGUCUUCAUCAAGCGCUGUUUCACCCUCAUGGACAGAGGCUUUGUCUUCAAACAGAUCAACAACUACAUCAACUGCUUUGUGCCUGGAGACCCCAAGACUCUGUUUGAGUUCAAGUUUGAGUUCCUGCGUGUCAUAUGCAACCACGAGCACUACAUCCCCUUGAAUCUGCCCAUGCCUUUUGGAAAGGGGAGGAUACAGAGAUUUCAAGCUUUACUUUCUCCCAACAUGGAGUCAUACAAUACUCCUGUAGACCUCCAGUUGGACUACUCGCUGACAGACGACUUCUGUAAGAACCACUUCCUUGUUGGGCUGCUGCUGCGGGAGGUUGGCGGGGCCCUGCAGGAGUUCCGAGAGAUCCGUCAGAUAUCCAUCCACGUGCUCAAGAACCUGAUGGUCAAGCACACCUUUGACGAUCGCUACACCUCCAAGAGCCAGCAGGCUAGGUUGGCAACUCUCUACCUGCCCCUGUUCGGUUUACUCCAGGAGAACGUCAACAGGCUCAAUGUGAAGGAAGUCUCCCCAUUCACCAUCAACCACUCCAACAAUAAUGGAAGAGAUGACCCACUCAUGGGCAACUCCAUGAUGAUGACGCCUCCACGCUCCAGUACUUUGUUAGACAACAGUUUGCACAAGGAUGUGUUUGGGGUCAUCUCUGGCACCGCUUCCCCGCACGCGUCCUCCACCCCCAACAUUAACUCUGUCCGCCACGCUGACUCCCGGGGCUCCCUCAUCAGCACUGACUCUGGCAACAGUCUUCAUGAGAAGAGCAACGAUAAGACCAACUCUCUGGACAAGAACCAGCCAGCCUCAGCCCUGGGCAGCAGCCUACUGCGCUGUGACAAACUGGACCAGGCUGAGAUCAAGAGCCUGCUCAUGUGCUUCCUGCACGUCCUCAAGAGCAUGUCUGAGGAUGCCUUGUUUACAUACUGGAACAAGGCCUCAUCUGCUGAGCUCAUGGACUUCUUCACACUAGUAGAGGUGUGUCUCCAUCAAUUCAGAUACAUAGGAAAAAGAUCCAUCGCAAGGAACCAGGAAGGGGUGGGACUCGUAGCAGCACAUGAGCGGAAGUCUCAGACUCUGCCUGUGUCCCGUAACAGGGCGGGAAUGAUGCAUGCCCGCUUACAGCAACUCAGCAGCCUGGAUAACUCAUACACUUUUAACCACACCUAUAGCCACUCUGAUGCUGACGUGGUGAACCAAUCGGUCCUGGAAGCUAACAUUGCCACGGAGGUCUGCCUCACCGUGCUGGACACUCUCAGCAUCUUCAUCAUGGGAUUCAAGACCCAACUCUGUUCGGACCAUGGCCACAACCCGCUCAUGAAGAAGGUGUUCGAGGUGCACCUCUGCUUCCUGCAGAUCAACCAAUCAGAGACAGCCCUCAAGCAGGUCUUCACCUCGCUGCGCACUUUCAUCUACAAGUUCCCCUGCACCUUCUUCGAGGGCCGAGCGGACAUGUGUGCUUCGUUCUGCUACGAGAUCCUGAAGUGCUGCAACUCCAAGCUGAGCUCCAUCCGCAGUGACGCUGCCCACCUCCUCUACUUCCUCAUGAAGAGCAACUUUGACUACACCGGGCGCAAGUCCUUCGUCCGCACUCACCUACAGGUGGUGAUCGCCGUCAGUCAGCUGAUCGCUGACGUUAUCGGUAUCGGAGGAACCCGCUUCCAACAGUCCCUGUCCAUCAUCAACAACUGUGCCAACAGUGACAAAACCAUCAAGAACACCGCUUUCCCGUCAGAUGUGAAGGACCUGACCAAGCGGAUCCGGACAGUCCUGAUGGCCACGGCUCAGAUGAAGGAGCAUGAGAGGGACCCGGAGAUGCUGGUGGACCUGCAGUAUAGCCUUGCCAAGUCCUACGCCAGCACGCCCGAACUCCGCAAGACCUGGCUGGACAGCAUGGCUCGCAUCCAUGUGAAGAAUGGAGACCUGUCUGAGGCAGCCAUGUGUUAUGUGCACGUGGCGGCACUGGUGGCCGAGUAUCUCCGGAGAAAAGGCAUGUUCAAGCAGGGUUGCUCAGCCUUCCGGGUGGUCACUCCCAACAUUGAUGAAGAGGUGUCCAUGAUGGAGGAUGUGGGCAUGCAGGAUGUCCACUUCAACGAGGAUGUCCUGAUGGAGCUGUUGGAGGAGUGUGCUGAUGGCCUGUGGAAGGCUGAGCGCUAUGAGCUCAUCUCAGACAUCUACAAGCUCAUCAUCCCCAUCUACGAGAAGCGUAGGGACUUUGAGAAACUGGCUCACCUGUACGACACGCUCCAUCGUGCCUACAGCAAAGUGACAGAGGUCAUGCACACGGGCAAGAGGCUGCUGGGAACAUAUUUCAGAGUGGCUUUUUUUGGCCAGGCAGCGCAGUACCAGUUUACUGACUCUGAGGCUGAGGGAUUCUUUGAGGAUGAAGAUGGUAAAGAGUAUAUCUACAAAGAACCCAAAUUCACCCCACUGUCAGAGAUAUCUCAGAGGCUACUCAAGCUCUACUCUGACAAGUUUGGCCCAGAGAAUGUUAAGAUCAUUCAGGACUCUGGGAGGAUAAACCCUAAAGAUCUAGACUCAAAGUAUGCCUACAUCCAGGUGACCCAUGUCACCCCAUUCCUGGAAGAGAAGGAGCUGGUGGACAGGAAGACAGACUUUGAGAAGAGCCACAACAUCCGGCGCUUUGUCUUCGAGAUGCCCUUCACCGUGUCGGGGAAGAAGCAGGGAGGGGUGGAGGAGCAGUGCAAACGCAGGACCAUCCUCACCACAACACACUGUUUCCCCUAUGUGAAGAAACGUAUUGCGGUGAUGUACCAGCAUCACACAGACCUGAACCCCAUAGAGGUGGCUAUAGAUGAGAUGAGCAAGAAGGUGGGCGAGCUGAGACAGCUGGUUUCCACCAGUGAUGUGGACAUGAUCCGCCUGCAGCUCAAACUACAGGGCAGCAUCAGUGUCCAGGUAAAUGCCGGUCCCCUCGCAUAUGCCCGAGCUUUCCUGGAUGAUGCCAGCACCAAGAAGUAUCCUGACAACAAGGUCAAACAACUUAAAGAAGUCUUUAGGCAGUUUGUGGAGGCGUGUGGCCAUGGCCUGGGCAUCAACGAGCGGCUGAUCAAAGAGGACCAGCAGGAGUACCAUGACGAGAUGAAGGCCAACUACAGAGACCUGGCCAGAGAGCUGUCCGCCAUCAUGCACGAGCCAAUCAGUCCAGUGGAGGAUGGCAUGAAGAGCGUUCUUCCAGACUCGCUGCACAUCUUCAAUGCCAUCAGUGGCACACCCAGCGGUGCCACCAUCGCGGGCAUGCCCAACUCCUCCUCUGUGGUGUGAGACCCUCCGGGAUUGGCUGACCCCUGACCUCAACGCUCCGCAUGCAGGCGCCAACCAGUGUGCCAGAGCUGCCACGAGCCCCCAUUCCUGCUUCACCGCUCUCCUUAUCAUCAAGUUUGCUCUGACUAAAGUGAGACAAUAUUAAUGUUCUUUUAACCUUCUUUCACACCUUCUCUGGCUUGUCCCAUGGGUCAGGACAAAGGACUAUGUCGUUUUCUGUUUUCACUAUCGUAUACAGUACAGCCACUCUGGAGGAUGGGACCAGGGACAUUGAUCCAUGAGGACGACUGAACUAAAGGAGUUCCACAUGAACAGAGAGGGGUGGGGGGAGGGGGGGGUUGUCUAUCUGUGGAGCAGACAUACAGUAUGAGGGGAGACUGGUGUAUCCUCCACCCUGUAUCUGACUCUGACUGGGGUUCCUGUCUGUGUAGUGUUUGGGUUCCAUGAUAUAUAUAUAUGACAUCAAUGGUAGUGUUUCCUGUGGAGACGUCCCUGUAGGGAUCCUUAAAGCAACACAAAUGUGCAUGUGAUGUCACUAGCUCCUCAUCAGCCUUCUGUUGUCUCAUUGUUAUCUCUUUGUUUUGAUCAUUUGUCUUCUACUCUGAACUCUUCAAGUGAUUUUGUAUGUACAUUAUUCCACUUUGAUAAAUCUCAUAUUGAUGUCUUGGCGAACUAUAUAUGCUGCAUACAUUGGCAUUCAUCUCUCUGUACAUGUACAUGAAGACUUGUUAUGUUUCUACAAAGCUGCAACUUAUUGGAAAAAGAGCCUCCUAUGAAAACGUUAGCGUUCGACCUUAAUCACUGAAAUGUCUUAGAAUGGGAUUUUUCUUUUUUUAAGCCAUUUGCAUAUAAGUAUAUUCCAAGCUGUUCAUUCUUGUAUAUAAAAAAGGAGUGCAAUAUUUGUAUUUUGCAAGGUGUCUUGCUGUGUUGGGUUCAAUACACUGUAAGAUGAUGUUUGUCCUUCUUGCCAAAGCAAUGAGGUGUGGAUCUAGAGACGAGGCCUACUGUGGAAGUUAUAUGAAGCUUUUACCAUUUUAGUGUUCAUUCAAAUGUUAAUGAAAUCAUUUUAUAUUUGGGAAGCAUUGGGUUUUUUAUUUUUAUUUAACAGAAAGUCACUGUUCUGCUGUAUACAGAAAUGUUCCCUAAUGCUUUUCUUUUAAAUAAAAUUCACUCAUUUCUCUGCA
Molecule: messenger RNA, 7863 nt
Organism: Coregonus clupeaformis (lake whitefish)
Lineage: Eukaryota; Metazoa; Chordata; Actinopteri; Salmoniformes; Salmonidae
Product: dedicator of cytokinesis protein 9
Exons: 56
Coding region: 278-6679 (2133 amino acids)
Biological process (GO): positive regulation of GTPase activity; small GTPase-mediated signal transduction
Molecular function (GO): guanyl-nucleotide exchange factor activity
Source: RefSeq, a predicted model, not a curated record